This is a messenger RNA of Closterium sp. Yama58-4, 1914 nucleotides long. Lineage: Eukaryota; Viridiplantae; Streptophyta; Zygnematophyceae; Desmidiales; Closteriaceae. The record is from the annotation of a GenBank genome assembly.
AUGGAUGCCCAGCAAAGGGAGUCAUUUCGGCCCUAUUCCUCUGAUCCACCAGGACCCUCCUUGGAGCAGCAAAGGCUGUUGCAAACAGCAUCUCCUUCUGCUGAACCAUCACGAGCGCCUCUCUUUGAACCUGCGGAGAACCAGCAGAGGGAGUCGCUUAGGCCAACUCCCUCGUUGGAUGACCAGCAAAGGGAGUCUUUCAGGCCCGCUCCCUCUGAUCCACCCAGAUACUCCUUGGAGCAGCAAACGCCAUUGCAAGCGGCAUCUCCUUCUGCUGAACCAUCAAGAGCGCCCUUCUUUGAACCUUUGGAUUCCCAGCUGAGGGAGUCGCUUGGGCCGUCUCCCUCCAGUUUCGAGCAGCAACAGCAGGAGCAACAGCAGCAGGAGCAACAGCAGCAGGAGGAGUUUGAGCAGCAGCAGCGGGAGGAGGAUUUUGAGCAGCAGCAGUUGGAGGAGGAGUUUGAGCAGCAGCAGCGGGAGGAGGAGUUUGAGCAGCAGCAGCGGGAGGAGGAGUUUGAGCAGCAGCAGUUGGAGGAGGAGUUUGAGCAGCAGCAGCGGGAGGAGGAGUUUGAGCAGCAGCAGCGGGAGGAGGAGUUUGAGCAGCAGCAGUUGGAGGAGGAGUUUGAGCAGCAGCAGCGGGAGGAGGAGUUUGAGCAGCAGCAACGGGAGGAGGAGUUUGAGCAGCAGCAGCGGGAGGAGGAGUUUGAGCAGCAGCAACGGGAGGAGGAGUUUGAGCAGCAGCAGCGGGAGGAGGAGUUUGAGCAGCAGCAACGGGAGGAGGAGUUUGAGCAGCAGCAGCGGGAGGAGGAGUUUGAGCAGCAGCAACGGGAGGAGGAGUUUGAGCAGCAGCAGCGGGAGGAGGAGUUUGAGCAGCAGCAACGGGAGGAGGAGUUUGAGCAGCAGCAGUUGGAGGAGGAGUUUGAGCAGCAGCAACGGGAGGAGGAGUUUGAGCAGCAGCAGCGGGAGGAGGAGUUUGAGCAGCAGCAGCGGGAGGAGGAGUUUGAGCAGCAGCAGUUGGAGGAGGAGUUUGAGCAGCAGCAGUUGGAGGAGGAGUUUGAGCAGCAGCAGUUGGAGGAGGAGUUUGAGCAGCAGCAGCGGGAGGAGGAGUUUGAGCAGCAGCAGCGGGAGGAGGAGUUUGAGCAGCAGCAACGGGAGGAGGAGUUUGAGCAGCAGCCGUUGGAGGAGGAGUUUGAGCAGCAGCAACGGGAGGAGGAGUUUGAGCAGCAGCGGCGGGAGGAGGAGUUUGAGCAGCAGCAGCGGGAGGAGGAGUUUGAGCAGCAGCAACGGGAGGAGGAGUUUGAGCAGCAGCAGCGGGAGGAGGAGUUUGAGCAGCAGCGGCGGGAGGAGGAGUUUGAGCAGCAGCAACGGGAGGAGGAGUUUGAGCAGCAGCAGUUGGAGGAGGAGUUUGAGCAGCAGCAACGGGAGGAGGAGUUUGAGCAGCAGCAGUUGGAGGAGGAGUUUGAGCAGCAGCAGUUGGAGGAGGAGUUUGAGCAGCAGCAGCGGGAGGAGGAGUUUGAGCAGCAGCAACGGGAGGAGGAGUUUGAGCAGCAGCAGCGGGAGGAGGAGUUUGAGCAGCAGCAGCGGGAGGAGGAGUUUGAGCAGCAGCAGUUGGAGGAGGAGUUUGAGCAGCAGCAGUUGGAGAAGGAGUUUGAGCAGCAGCAACGGGAGGAGGAGUUUGAUCAGCAGCAGCGGGAGAAGCAGGAGAGGCCACAGGGGCAGCAGGUGCCAGAAUUAGCAGCAGUGGAGGCAGGAAAUCUGAACGUAAUGGUAUCAACAACAGCCGGUGCCGCUGCUCCUGAGCCAUCAGUGUCAGUCCGUCUGUCUAACAGCCGCCAACCUCUCUCUCCGGAGCAUGCAGUGGAGCUGCUGGGGGAAGUGGCUCGCUACAACCAGCUCUACGGGGGAAUGCUGUAA